Messenger RNA from Rosa rugosa (rugosa rose), 2067 nucleotides. Its product is annotated as ribonuclease MRP protein subunit POP4. The transcript has 10 exons. Gene Ontology annotation, molecular function: ribonuclease P RNA binding. The coding region runs from base 683 to 1612 and encodes 309 amino acids. The record is from RefSeq and is a predicted model, not a curated record. Gene Ontology annotation, cellular component: ribonuclease MRP complex; ribonuclease P complex. NCBI's taxonomy places the organism in Eukaryota, Viridiplantae, Streptophyta, Magnoliopsida, Rosales, Rosaceae. Gene Ontology annotation, biological process: tRNA 5'-leader removal; rRNA processing.
UCUCAAGAUACAGCGAUUAAGCUGAAAUGAGAUAGUAAAAAAAAAAAAAAAAAAGGAAACAAAAAGGAGGGUGUAAAAAAAAUUAUUAAAUGAAUGAGGAAAGAGGACAGCUCCCUUUAGCUUUCGGGUUUUCGGAAUUGCAGGCUUGGUAUCUGAAUGGCCAUGGCUCUUGCAUCUGAUGAAGCUAACAGGAUAUGCAAUCACUGGUGAUCAAUCUUCUAAGGGACUAUCCCCCUCUUCGUAAUUUUGAAAUAUAUGAGUUGGGUUUGCAUCAGUGUUGAUUUUUGUUCAAGAAUUCUAGGUUUUAGUUGUAAUUGAUUUUUAAUCUGCGAUGCUGUGUAUAUGAUUUUAGCCAAUUAAUGCUAAAGUUGUGAAAUUGAAAACCCAUUUGCCGAAAUUUCGUUUAAAGAUCAGCUUAAAAGAUUCCCUGCUAAUCCUUGGUAGUGGUGAACUGUUUGUUCAAUUUCGAAAGCUAGGUUAGAAUUGUUGAUUAUGGUCCGAGGGUGAUCGGUAAAUACUGGUCAUAAACAGUGGCAAACUCAUAAGAGCCCUAAUCUUAAACCAAACGGUGCGUUUUUGCAACACUGAACGUCGUCUUCUUCGCGCGCGCCGCUCAAGAUUCUGGUUUCUGAAGCUGUUCGAUAAAAUUCCCCAAAGGCUUUGCUUUUCUUGUGUAGCUGCCAUGGCUGGUGAGCCAGUGGCUCAGGAUCAACGGCAGCGCACUUUGCAGGCAUUGGAGCGAAGGUUCGAGGCUGCUCAAGCCGAACUUGAUUUACACCAAACGAAGAACACAAAGAGAUUGAAAACCGAAGGAGCUGGAAAGAAACCGCAUACUGCUAAUUCUUCAGCCGUUGAUUCUUCACCAAAUUUAGCUAAUGCAUCAUCCGCAACUCCAUCGAAGAAAGGGAAUUUCACCUUUGCUGGUUAUGUGAAUUCACAAGAUAUCGACGAAAGCGGUCCAACAUAUGCAAAACUCUCUCAGCCUAUACAUGAGAAUCUACUCACAGCUAGUAAUGUUGAGGUCUCUGGUAGAAAAGAAAGUAAAGUCGAUAAUGUAUUGCACGAGCUUCUUCAGAGUGGCGACUCUGCUCUGAAGUAUAUGCAAGGAUCAAGAAGCAAGAGGAUUGACAAUUGGAUCCUCCUUGAUAAUUAUGUGCAACGGCGUGGCGGUUCUGGCUCCCGUGCCAGGGCAUUGCAGAGUAAUUCAAAGCGGUCUAGGAAGCGUAUGUUGAUGAAACAGCAAAAGAAGAAUGGAUUGUUUGAUUUGCCUCGGGAGCUCCAUAGCUAUGAUAAAUUUAAGCCAAUGUAUGAGAUGUGGAAAGGCUAUAUUACACAACUUCUUAAAACUACUGGGAAAACGCAGUUGGCUCAGUCUCUUCUUAGUGCAGAUCUACAUGGUGCUAUUAUUUCAGUUGUUGACUGUAAAGUAACUUCCUACACUGGAGUGAGUGGUAUCAUGAUUCGUGAAACAGCAGAAACAUUUGGCAUAAUUACAGAAGAUGAUCAAUUCCGAGUGGUGCCAAAAAGGUUUUCUGUUUUUGUAUUUCAAGUUGAUUGCUGGAAGAUUACCUUGCAUGGGGACAAACUGACUUCAAGAAACUUGGGUUCGUGAUCUCAAACAUAAUCAUUGCAGCUCAGAACAAUCAGGCUUUGAAGUAAAUAUCAUUGGCAAUCAUGUCAGUUUCAGUCGACGUAAGUUCUGCCGAGAUCUUGAGUUUAGUGAUCGAGUAGCAGAUAAGCAGCUAGGAGGGCUUUGGCAUUGACGGUAAAAAAGAAUACUGAUUGUGACAUGAAGACUGGAGUCUUCAUCUCACAAUUGCCAGUUGGUAUUCAACAUACACUCAUUGCCAGCCAGCCACAAAAUACAAAAUGAGAGAAACUACCGCCUGCCUGUUUAAGUUCGCGUAGUUUAAGAAGGAUGGAAUCCUAAUUUUUGUCUCUUGGGUAGUCGUCUGUUUGCACCGUGUUGACGUGUUUAGUUAAGCAGUAAAUCAUUCAUUUCAAAGAAGAUUAUGUAUGACAUGCUUGAUUCAGUGAUAAUCUGUAUUCUGACCAUAUUAUCGGAUC